GAGGUCAUAACAAAGAUGGCGGCGCUGGGCACGGCGCGUUGCUUGUUCCGCAGCUUUUCUCGGGUUAAAGAUGUGCAGAGGGGCAAAAAAACGUUGCUGAGAUGCGGCGUGCGGACGUUCUGCAGUGAAACAAACGAUGCCAAGCCCCGGUUCAGAGAUCCAGCUGUGCAGGACAUCCUCGGCAGGAUAACAGGCCUGGACCUGCAGAAAGUCUUCCGUCCCAUUAAACAAGAACUGAAGCCGCCCACCUAUAAGCUUAUGACCGAUGAGCAGCUGCAGCAGGCUGUAGAGCUCGCCAAGGAGGAAGCAAGGAAGCAGCUGCAGAUGCCCCCCGUCCUUCCGGAGAGGAAGCCCAUCGACGACGUGCUGGUCGUGGAUAAGAUCCUGGAUGGCAUGGACACGGCCAAAUACGUUUUCACUGACAUCACCUACAACAUCCCACACAGGGAGAGGUUCAUAGUUGUGCGGGAGCCCGAUGGCACUCUUAGGAAGGCGAACUGGGAGGAGAGGGAUCGUCUUGUUCAGGUCUACUUCCCCAGGCAGGGCCGGAAGCUAACGCCGCAUCUCCUCUUCAAAGAAGAGAACCUCAAGACGGUGUUUUCCCAGGACCGUCAUGAGGAUGUGUUAGACCUGUGUCUGGUCCAGUUUGAUCCCGAUUCUUCAGACUACAUAAG
Molecule: messenger RNA, 674 nt
Organism: Fundulus heteroclitus (mummichog)
Lineage: Eukaryota; Metazoa; Chordata; Actinopteri; Cyprinodontiformes; Fundulidae
Gene: mrps22
Product: mitochondrial ribosomal protein S22
Cellular component (GO): mitochondrial small ribosomal subunit
Molecular function (GO): structural constituent of ribosome
Source: RefSeq, a predicted model, not a curated record